ACUGGAGGAAACUACUUCAGGGUGAUCAUCAGACAACUGACCAGACAAGAUGAAGGGACCUACAGGUGUGGAGUGGACAAACCUAUUAUACCUGACAGUUAUACCAAGGUAGAGCUGGAUGUGAAGAAGGAUGACUGCUGUGAGAAGUCAGUCACAGAGACGGCCUAUCUGGGAGGAGAAGCUACCAUCAGAUGCAACUAUCCAGAGGACCAUGAGGACAGCAUCAAGUAUUUCUGCAAGGAAAGCAAUGACCUCAAGACUUGUGUUAAUAUGACCUCUGCUCACCAGACAACUGCAGAAGCUGGUCGUUUCUCUGUGUCUGACAACAGAAGAGAGAGAUUCUCCACAGUGACCAUCAGGGACCUGACUGAAGAUGAUACUGGGACCUACUGGUGUGGAGUAGAAACCAGCAGGACAGAACAACGUUACAUUACACUGAUCACACAGGUGAAGCUGCUUGUUAGAACCUCCUCUGCUCCCCAUGCUGUCCACCUGCAGUAG
Salvelinus namaycush (lake trout) is the source of this 501-nucleotide messenger RNA. RefSeq names its product CMRF35-like molecule 6. Lineage: Eukaryota; Metazoa; Chordata; Actinopteri; Salmoniformes; Salmonidae. The annotation marks the transcript as partial. The record is from RefSeq and is a predicted model, not a curated record. The transcript has 3 exons.